AUGGCUAGAAGGGAUCCAGCUUUUGUAAAAACAAAAAAUAAAAUGUCAGAUUUUAACUUUCCGAAUUAUCGUAACAGGAUAAUUAGGUUAAUGUUAUGAAAAUGGUUUAGAGUUAGAUUAAAUGCAACAACAACCCCCAAAAAAUAUUAUACUUUUUGACGUUAAUUUGAUCAAAAACUAGAUCCCUUUGACCGACUGGAACAUGUUGUUGAAGGGACGUUUAGGUUCGAAGGAAUUGGCUCAGAGCUCCUGUCACUCUUCAGCAUCAUCUUGUUGUGAAAACGAAAUGACAAAACUAACUAAAGUAUAGCUAAAACAGAUCCAUUUUCAUUUCGCUAUUUUAUCAGCUUGAGAUAUUAUAUCAGUCGGAACGCAGAAUUUAAUACUAAGUGUAUAUCAAUACGUCAUUCUUCAGUUGUAUUCAAUGGAAAAACGGAAUGGCCACCACGGCGAGAAUGAACCGGAGACCGGGGAAAACGAAGAAACGGCGCCUGCUCCACCGAAACAGUCGUGUUCAAGGAGUGACGAGUCGAAUAUUUUUAUAUUAGACGGUAACAACACGGAGACGACCACGACCGGGGGUUGUGCUACUACCGACGAACGACGCACAUCCACAUCCAACUAUUCGUCGAGGCAAAAGAUUGACUCCCUGGGAAAAAUCAGGCCACCCUUCCCUUGGUUUGGGAUGGACAUCGGUGGCACCCUGGUGAAGCUGGUCUACUUUGAGCCCAAAGAUAUCACAGCCGAGGAGGAGCAGGAGGAGGUAGAGAACCUAAAGAGCAUCCGGCGCUACCUGACCUCCAACAUAGCCUACGGUAAGACUGGGAUCAGAGAUGUUCACCUGGAGAUGAAGGACCUGGCGAUAUGCGGACGCACAGGGAACCUCCACUUCAUCCGCUUCCCCACCCAGGAUCUGCCGGCCUUCCUACAGAUGGCACGCAACAAACACUUCUCCAGCCUCCACACCACCCUCUGUGCCACCGGAGGGGGUGCGUACAAGUUUGAGUUCGACUUCCGCCAGAUGGCUGACCUCCAGCUGCUGAAGCUAGAUGAGCUGGACUGUCUGAUACGUGGUGUGCUCUACAUAGACUCAGUGGUGUCCAGUCCUUCAGAGUGUUACUACUAUGAGAACCCUACAGACCCUGAACACUGUGUCCAGAAACCCUUCACUCUGGAGAACCCUUACCCUCUGCUGCUGGUCAACAUCGGCUCUGGCGUCAGCAUUCUGGCCGUCUACUCCAAGAACAACUACAAACGAGUAACCGGGACCAGUCUGGGUGGAGGGACAUUCCUGGGGCUGUGCUGUUUACUGACAGGCUGCUCCAGCUUUGAGGAGGCUCUGGAGAUGGCGUCGCAGGGGGAGAGCACGCACGUGGAUAAGCUAGUACGGGACAUCUACGGGGGGGACUACGAGCGCUUCGGCCUCCCCGGCUGGGCUGUGGCCUCCAGUUUUGGGAACAUGGUGUGUAAAGAGAAGCGGGAGUCCAUUUCUAAAGAGGACCUAGCCAGAGCCACCCUGGUCUCCAUCACCAACAACAUUGGCUCCAUCACCAGGAUGGUUGCGCUCAACGAGAACAUUGAGAGGGUGGUGUUCGUAGGGAACUUCCUGAGGGUGAACACCCUGUCCAUGAAGCUGCUGGCCUACGCCAUGGAUUACUGGUCUAAAGGCCAGCUGAAAGCCCUGUUCCUCAGACACGAGGGCUACUUCGGAUCAGUCGGGGCUUUGCUGGAACUCCUGGAUCCAUCCUGAUUGCUACGGUGGCCCUGAAGGUCAAACUAGCACUUAAGACCCAAGGACUGCUCUCACCCAAAGCCAGACUCACUCAGACUGUUAAACCAAAGACCGUCCAUCCAGCAGGACCUUUACACUUUUAUCCUCCACACUCUAUUGGUGUGGUGUGCUUGCCUGUACAAGUAGCCAGGUAGGUAGGCUGUAUAGUAGACAAGUAGGUAGCCUGUACAAGUAGCCAGGUAGGUAUGCUGUAUAGUAGACAAGUAGGUAGCCUGUACAAGUAGCCAGGUAGGUAGGCUGUAUAGUAGACAAGUAGGUAGCCUGUAUAGUAGCCAGGUAGGUAGGCUGUACAAGUAGCCAGGUAGGUAGGCUGUAUAGUAGCCAGGUAGGUAGGCUGUACAAGUAGCCAGGUAGGUAGGCUGUAUAGUAGACAAGUAGGUAGCCUGUAUAGUAGCCAGGUAGGUAGGCUGUACAAGUAGCCAGGUAGGUAGGCUGUAUAGUAGCCAGGUAGGUAGGCUGUACAAGUAGCCAGGUAGGUAGGCUGUACAAGUAGCCAGGUAGGUAGGCUGUACAAGUAGCCAGGUAGGUAGCCUGUACAAGUAGCCAGGUAGGUAGGCUGUAUAGUAGACAAGUAGGUAGCCUGUAUAGUAGCCAGGUAGGUAGGCUGUACAAGUAGCCAGGUAGGUAGGCUGUAUAGUAGACAAGUAGGUAGGCUGUAUAGUAGACAAGUAGGUAUGCUGUAUAGUAGACAAGUAGGUAGCCUGUACAAGUAGACAAGUAGGUAGCCUGUACAAGUAGCCAGGUAGGUAGGCUGUACAAGUAGCCAGGUAGGUAGGCUGUACAAGUAGCCAGGUAGGUAGGCUGUAUAGUAGACAAGUAGGUAGCCUGUAUAGUAGCCAGGUAGGUAGGCUGUACAAGUAGCCAGGUAGGUAGGCUGUAUAGUAGACAAGUAGGUAGGCUGUAUAGUAGACAAGUAGGUAUGCUGUAUAGUAGACAAGUAGGUAGCCUGUACAAGUAGCCAGGUAGGUAGGCUGUAUAGUAGACAAGUAGGUAGGCUGUACAAGUAGCCAGGUAGGUAGGCUGUACAAGUAGCCAGGAAGGUAGGCUGUAUAGUAGACAAGUAGGUAUGCUGUAUAGUAGACAAGUAGGUAGCCUGUACAAGUAGCCAGGUAGGUAGGCUGUAUAGUAGACAAGUAGGUAGGCUGUAUAGUAGACAAGUAGGUAGCCAGGUAGGUAUGCUGUAUAGUAGACAAGUAGGUAGCCUGUACAAGUAGCCAGGUAGGUAGGCUGUAUAGUAGACAAGUAGGUAGGCUGUAUAGUAGACAAGUAGGUAGCCUGUACAAGUAGCCAGGUAGGUAGGCUGUAUAGUAGCCAGGUAGGUAGGCUGUAUAGUAGACAAGUAGGUAUGCUGUAUAGUAGACAAGUAGGUAGCCUGUACAAGUAGCCAGGUAGGUAGGCUGUAUAGUAGACAAGUAGGUAGGCUGUAUAGUAGACAAGUAGGUAGGCUGUACAAGUAGCCAGGUAGGUAGGCUGUAUAGUAGACAAGUAGCCAGGUAGGUAGGCUGUAUAGUAGACAAGUAGCCAGGUAGGUAGGCUAUACAAGUAGCCAGGUAGGUAGGCUGUAUAGUAGACAAGUAGGUAGGCUGUACAAGUAGCCAGGUAGGUAGGCUGUAUAAGUAGACAAGUAGCCAGGUAGGUAGGCUGUAUAGUAGACAAGUAGGUAGGCUAUACAAGUAGCCAGGUAGGUAGGCUGUAUAGUAGACAAGUAGCCAGGUAGGUAGGCUGUAUAGUAGACAAGUAGCCAGGUAGGUAGGCUGUAUAGUAGACAAGUAGCCUGGUCCGUCUGCAUACGUUUGACAGGUCUAUGAAUCCCACCAGGAACGACCACCACUGUUGCCUUAACUGCUGGAUAAUCACAUGUCUGUUUGACAUGUUUAAUAUAAUUGCUUGAUUGCUCUGUCGCCAUCAGCAGCCGAUGGCUCAGCUCUAGAUGUUGACCUCCAUCGAAGGGUCCAUGGCUGGGGCCCAAUGGGCAUUCUACUGGCACUCGCGUCAGGGUUCAUUCCAGCCAAUACAGGAAGUACAUUGACGUUCCGAUUCUCUUCGAUGCUUUUCAUUUAGGAAAAUGUGGAAUUUGGUUUACUUUCUGAAUUGACAGGAAUUGUAAUGGAAUUGAUCUCAACCCUGAUUUACUGUUACGUUAAAUUUAUUUUUAAUUUUUUACUAUUGUUUACUGUGACAUUUUUCAGCUCAGCUGCAAAGUAAUUGUUACAUAUUGAUGGAAGAGGUUUUGAUUGAUAUCUGAUAAUGGCAAAUGGAAUAUUUGUGGGUCUGUUUUGGACAUAAAUGUUAAGUUUUUCACCUAAAUGAACUGUUACCAACGAAUCUGACUCUUAUUCAACUUUAGAUGAUAGUUAAACAUUUAGUCUUUAUUCUGCCUUGAGACAAUCUCUCCUCUCUCUCUCCCUCUGUCUUGCUCUCUGUCUCUCUCUCUCUGUCUGUCUCUGUCUCGCUCUGUCUCUCGCUGUCUCUCUCUGUCCCUCUCUCGCUGUCUCUCUCUCUGUCUGUCUGUCUCUCUCUCUCCGUCUUGCUCUCUCUCUGUCACUCGCUCUCUCUGUCUCUCUCGCUGUUUCGCUCUGUCUUGCUCUCUGUCUGUCUUCUCCCCCCCAUACUAGUUUCAACUGUUGUCAUUAUUAGGCCUACUUGAACUACUUUUUAUUCAGAUCACUAUGCCAACAGGUACUCUUCCUGGAGUCCUUACACAUAACUAAAAAUGCAUUACAGUUUAAAUAAGACACGGUAGUAGACAACACAACACUUUCAGGGAUCUGGAUCUGCUGUAUUUGUGCAGUAUAGGGGUUUUAAAGGGGAGUCCUGGGUCGGACUCCCCUUUGCCUCCAGAACACACUGAAUUCUUUGAGGCAUGGAAACGUUGCUUAAUUGGUAUCAAGGGACCCUAACGUGUGGCAGGAAAACAUUAUCCACACCAUUACACCACCGCCACCAGCCUGUAAUCAUAUACAUGCUUUAGUCCUAUCCCAAAGGCAAGUAACGUACACAAGUUGGUUGUGUUCAGUCUCAUCAAAUCAGCUGUAUAUCUAUACUAGUGCUUCACGUUCAGCUAAAUAAAUUCUGUUAAGUGCCUGGUAUGUUGUAGUCUAGGAAAGGUAGAAAUACAGACAAUCGUAUGAAGACAUGCUUUUUUGAAAUCAGACCUGUCUUUGACUCCAUACACCAAGUUCUCUCUGUUAGUGAUGUACAAUAUACUUUUUAUUUUUUUAUUAUUACUAAAUAUUUGUAAUAAAUGUUGUCAUAUAAAUUAUUUGAAUAUCA
Oncorhynchus masou masou (cherry salmon) is the source of this 5065-nucleotide messenger RNA. Its product is annotated as pantothenate kinase 2, mitochondrial-like. The record is from RefSeq and is a predicted model, not a curated record. Gene Ontology annotation, cellular component: nucleus; cytosol. Gene Ontology annotation, biological process: coenzyme A biosynthetic process. Bases 425 to 1750 code for a protein of 441 amino acids. Gene Ontology annotation, molecular function: ATP binding; pantothenate kinase activity. NCBI's taxonomy places the organism in Eukaryota, Metazoa, Chordata, Actinopteri, Salmoniformes, Salmonidae. The transcript has 8 exons.